Linum trigynum is the source of this 1419-nucleotide messenger RNA. The record is from the annotation of a GenBank genome assembly. Lineage: Eukaryota; Viridiplantae; Streptophyta; Magnoliopsida; Malpighiales; Linaceae.
AUGAAGUCGCUUUUGCAGCAGGUUUCCCCGCAAGUGGUCUUUCUUAUGGAGACCAAACAAACAAAGGAAGAAAACAAGGUGCUACAGAAGGAACUCGGCUUUGAGGAGGGUGAUAGUUACUCCGCCGUUGUAUCGCCUAGAAAUCGGGCAGGUGGUCUAAGUAUAUGGUGGAAGGAUGGUAUCCAGCUAGAGGUGAUGUCCAUUACGCAAAAUCUUAUAGAUGUGAAGAUUACAGAUGAGAAUGUAGGUGUGUGGCGGUUCACUGGUAUUUACGGAUGGCCGGAAGGAAGGGAUAAGUGGCAAACAUGGGAUAUGAUUCGGCAAUUGUCAGAUCAAUGGGAUGGACCUUGGCUAUGCGGAGGAGACUUCAACCAAGUCCAAUCAGCAGAUGAAAAGAAGGGAGGUAACCUGACUGCGGAGCCGACUAUGAAUGAGUUUAAUGAAUGCUUAUGGUACGCGGGGCUUCAGGAUAUGGGGUUUCAAGGCUAUCCAUACACAUGGGACAACUCAAGGAGACAUGGAGGUUUUAUUGAAGAGAGACUAGACCGUUUUGUUGGUACAGGAAAUUGGAGAACAUUAUAUCCCCAAGCUCGUGUGCUUCAUCUAGAUAAAAUGAGAUCUGAUCAUCGCCCACUAGUGUGUGAUACGCUCAGGGCCGAGGACGAAGAGCCAUGCUGGAGAUGGUCCUUUCAUUUUGACCCGAUGUGGAUAAAGCAUGAGGAGUGUACUGGAGUGAUUACAAAUGCUUGGAGUGAGGGAGACUCUAGUGGGAUUAUGGAGAGGCUAACUCGAUGCCGGGAUAGGCUGGAGGGAUGGAGCCGACAGGCUUACCCAAACUUCAGGAAGCAGCGGGAAAAGAUUAAACGGGCCUUGCGAACUAUCGAGCGUGCCCCAAAAACGACCGAGAGGUUGGAACAACGUAAACAGCUCGAGGCGGAAAUGGAUGAACUAGAGGCAAAUGAAGAAGAAUACUGGCGGCAAAGGAGUAGGGUGGACUGGCUGAAACAUGUUGACAAAAACACUAGUUUUUUCCACAAGAAGGCCACGACACGCAGGAGACGGAACAUGAUCAGGCGAAUUAAGAGCUCUGCGGGACAAUGGUAUUUUGGGACAGAAGCAGUCUCAGGGUGUAUAGUGGAUUACUUCUGCAGCCUGUUUAAGGCAUCACCGUCCCCUUCACCCACCCCGGUUAUGGACUCGAUUGAUAAGAGGAUGGACGAUCAGGAUAAUUCAAACCUGCUGAGACCAGUUGCUAGGGAGGAAAUAACCACAGCAUUGAAGCAAAUGGGAGCUCGGAAAGCUCCUGGAGCUGACGGCUUUUCAGCCCUUUUCUUUAAGAGAUUUUGGGGAGUUAUAGGUGAUGAUGUCACAGCCUGCAUCACCGUAUCAUUGAGGAGGGGUGGAUGCCAGCGGGUCUGA